AUGACUAGUGGUGAGUCGAAACCCGCCGUGGUGGAGAAAACACACCAUUUGCACUACUUAAAUGAAUUUCGAGUAGAAGCGUGCCCAUUGUUCAAACAGCACCAGUGCCAACAACACAGGCCCUACACGUGCUUUAAUUGGCACUUCGCCAAUCAAAGGAGAAGAAGGCCACAACGUAAAUCUGACGGUUCGUUUAACUAUUCGCCAGACAUUUAUUGCGACAAAUACGAUGAGAACACUGGGAUUUGUCCGGAUGGCGACGAGUGCGUAUAUUUGCAUCGCGUUUCCGGUGACGUGGAGCGAAAAUAUCAUCUGCGCUACUACAAGACCGCACAAUGUGUGCACCCAACCGACUCACGUGGCCAGUGUAUCAAAAACGGUGCACACUGUGCAUUUGCUCAUUCAUCAGCCGACCUUCGGCAACCUCAGUUCGACCAACAUGAAGCAGGUUUUUCCACAACGGUCGAUGGAGAUGGAAGGGAUAGGACGAGCUUCGUCAUAGAGGAUCCAUUGUGGCAUAGUCAGGACCAUGUGUUGUCAUGCUACAAAACGGAGCAAUGUCGUAAGCCCGCGCGACUUUGUCGCCAGGGGUAUGCUUGCCCGUUCUACCAUAACUCGAAAGAUCGUCGGAGGCCUCCGGCGAUCUGCAAGUAUAGGUCAACUCCAUGUCCAGCUGCGAAAACUGUGGACGAAUGGUUGGAUCCCGAACUUUGUGAAGCUGGAGACUCCUGUCAGUAUUGUCACACACGUACCGAGCAACAAUUCCACCCGGAAAUCUAUAAGAGUACUAAGUGCAAUGAUAUGCUUGAGCAUGGAUAUUGUCCUCGUGCUGUUUUCUGCGCAUUUGCUCAUCAUGAUUCGGAGUUGCAUGUUCAACGAACACCAUACGUGACGAGUAGUCAAGCCAGCCCGAAGGAGCAAUGUAGCCCGAACACUAACGGAGGCGACUCGAUGCGCUUUGGUUCUCCUAUUUCUAAUGGCACGUCAACACCGUCAUACUCAUCAGUUCUGAAACAACGACAUCCAAUGGUAAGCAAAGGUUACUCGGCCACUACUGACCAGAUUUCGAGCAGCUACCCAAAAGCGCCUGGGUAUGAACGUGGACCUUUGUCGCCAAAUCGCAACAACGAAUCUUCUAUGGGGAGACUGCGUACCCAUUCCCUUAAUAUGGCUCAUCUGGAUCUGGGAAGACAAACUCAAGGAUGCAACGUUGGUGGAUUUGAAGCAGCUUCCGGUACAUCGUUACCCUCUCAUUCCUCACUCUGCCGAUCAGACAGUGGAUUUCAUGCCGUAACAGAGGAGCUAAGUUUGGAUCUAGCACCUAUUGAGGAGCACCAGAAACCACUUUCAGAGCUUUUCUCAGGAAAUAUGUCAUCUGUAUCGUCGCCAAUGCGUAUCCCUGGUGCGGAAUCAUUCCAUACAUCACCCCUCACUUCGUUCAGUGAAAUGCUGUUCGGACCAGCAAAGUCGUUGCUCGCAACUUCAUCACAGAUUGCAGCUUUCGAAAAUCAGGAAGGGCCUGAUGUAAGUGAUGAAUUAGCAAAGACAAAAAUGGAGCUGCGAUCACAUCAUGACAAAGUAGCUAUUUGGGAAGAGGGUCUUAAACAGGCCCGCCAGGCCUGCGAAGCCUGGAAAGCUGAUGCAGAACAUUACAAAAUGAAAGCUGAACAAGCUGAAAUGGAGAGGAAUCGCGCUGUUUUUGAACGAGACCAGCUUAUGCAACAACUUGAAGCAGUAAAAAUGCAUUUGGCAAGUACUGGAUUGUCAUUAGGUGGCCUCGUGACUCCCCAGCUAGCUCCGUCAUCUAAUGAAUACAAUGAGGGAGUUCUGAGGGCCGCCCUCCAGAAUAGUCAGCCUCAUAAUAUGUUUGUCCUGGAAGACGCAAUUGCACCAGCAUGUGCACGAUGCGGUAGAGAUCGUUCCCGCGCUGAUAGUCGUCCAGGAUGUCCUUUAUGUUCGACUUAA
Messenger RNA from Necator americanus (New World hookworm), 1965 nucleotides. RefSeq lists its product as uncharacterized. NCBI's taxonomy places the organism in Eukaryota, Metazoa, Nematoda, Chromadorea, Rhabditida, Ancylostomatidae. Gene Ontology annotation, molecular function: metal ion binding. The coding region runs from base 1 to 1965 and encodes 654 amino acids. The record is from RefSeq and is a predicted model, not a curated record. The transcript has 18 exons.